Colletotrichum spaethianum is the source of this 573-nucleotide messenger RNA. RefSeq lists its product as uncharacterized. The record is from RefSeq and is a predicted model, not a curated record. The transcript has a single exon. The coding region runs from base 1 to 573 and encodes 190 amino acids. NCBI's taxonomy places the organism in Eukaryota, Fungi, Ascomycota, Sordariomycetes, Glomerellales, Glomerellaceae.
AUGUUCAUCUUCCUGUGUCGCGAGUUCGACGUCUACGUCGGCAUUAUAUGGUGGUCCUUUGGUGCGGUCUUGGGAUGCACCAUCUUCGGCGCCCUGAUGCGCGGGGUGAGCACCAAGACCCUCUGGGCCCUUUUGGGUCUCGCAUGUCUAUUCGACCUCGUCCUAGAAGAUUGCCUGCUCAAUUACGGCGGGCUUUACCUCUACUACGGCCACCAGCCUCUGGUUCUGUUCGCCAUGUUCCCGUGCUGGUGGGCCUUCUGCAAUGUGUCGGCCGUCUUCCUGGGCAUUGCCCUGACGUACCGGUAUCGGGAGUGGUUCAACGGCUGGCGGAGCGUGUUCGUCCUGCCGAUAUUGCCGUUUUGCUACAUCGCGGGAUGGUCUCUGCCCGCGAUGCCCACCGUUUAUGCCGUCCACGCGGACUACUCUCCUUUUAACACGCAGCUAUGUGGUCUUCUGACGUGCUGUUUGGCACUAGUUCAGACCGGGGUCAUGAUUGACAUCCUUCUCGGGCGCGAUCCGCUCAGUUUCGAUCAAGCCGGCCAGUCGGUGAAGUUGGACAAGAGGUCACUGUGA